AUGGCGACGCCCGCGCUUCCUUAAGUCCAGGGUGGAGGCAGCUGCGGGAGCAGCGCGGAGCAGGGUUUUAUGAAAUAUAGUCUUUGUUUAAAAAAGAGACUAGAACAUGUCAAAAAGUCUUACCUUGGAAACUUCAUGAGUCCCACAGUGACGAGUGCUCCCCAUGCAACAUACAGUUCAUCUCCAGACACCUUAGGGAAUGAAUUUGAGAAAGAGCAACAGAAUCGAGAGCUGAAUGAAAAAGCCAUGCUUUCAAAGGCAUCUGAGACGGACUGGUUUGUCUCCUUCUACUGAUGAGGUUGUGGACUAUGUCUUUGGCUGAUACAACAGAAGCACACACAAACGAGCAUUUCCCCAGUCUGGCACUAGGAAGCAACAAGAAGUCUACAGAAGGCAAGCGUAGCCCUGGCGCUGGUGGCCAGUCCCAGAACAGCCAGGCUUCCAAUGGGAGCGUGGAUUACAGCAGGUCUCAGUGCUCCUGCACAAGCCUGACUUCUCACUAUGACUACUCAGAAGACUUUCUCUCUGACUGCUCUGAGACGGCCGUCAGGAGACUCCAGUCAGAGAAGCCUCUGGCAAAGGCGAAGGAGAAAAGGAAGUACAACGCUGGUAAACUCCCCCAGCCUAGAGGCCAGAAGGACAUCCCAGCUGAGAAAAAGCAAUUCUGGAAUGCUUCGUUGAUCAGUUCUCAAAUUCAAACGAUUGCCAAGAGAAGAGACACCAUGACACAUCGGAUACUGUCAGCCAGGCUUCAUAAGAUCAAAGAGCUGAAGAACGAGCUGGCAGACGUACAUCGGAAGCUGGAAGCCUCUGCCAUAGAAAACCAAUUUCUGAAGCAGCUUCAGCUUAGACACCUGAAAGCCAUAGGGAAAUACGUGAACUCUCAGAACAACCUACCUCAAAUCACAGCCAAGCACCAGAAUGAGGUGAAGAACCUUCGACAGCUCCUCCGGAAAUCCCAGGAGAAGGAGCGAGCUGUGUCCAGGAAACUCCGAGAAACCGACGGCGAGUUACUGAGGACCAAAGACGUCUUGCAAGCCCUGCAGAGACUCUCAGAAGACAAAAACCUUGCAGAGAGAGAAGAACUGACUGACAGGUUGACCGACCUUACAGCCAAAAUGGAAGCAAAUGAUAAAAAAAUACAGAACUUGGAAAAACAGCUGCGACUGAACAAUCGGUCCUACAGUCGACAGCUGGCCAAAGAAAAUCGGAAGACGUUAGCAGCUCAAACAGCAACAAAGACUCUGCAGGCAGAAGUGAGACAGCUGCAGCAGAAGCUUAAGGAGAAGGACCGUGAGCUGGAGAUCAAAAACAUCUAUACGAAUCGAAUACUCAAAAACUUAAAUGAUAAGGAAGACUAUCCGAAAGUUUCUUCAACGAAAUCAGUGCAAGCGGACAGGAAAAGCCUGCCAUCUGUAAAUAUGAGACACCAGGAAACUCAAAAGUCAGAUGUCCCAUUUUGGAUAACCAAGGGUAAAAGGGGGAAAGGAAACAUUGCUCAUAAAGAAAAAUCAACAGAAACAAACCAUGAUAUUCCUUACUAUGUGUGUAAGCUACCAAAGCAAGAAGAGUCUAAGAGAAAAUAUGAAGCCAAUCUCACGGUCUUAAAGAGCAUGCCAUCUCCUCCAGCUUCCUGGGGACUGGUGGCCACUGAGCAGAUCUGUGCCUUCCAUCUGGAAUGUCACUCUUGUACCCAUACAGCAGAUUUAUCAAAGGAGGUCGAACACCGGAAACCACAAACCUCUCUGGAAACUCCUAGGAGGCCAAAAGAGAAUAAGGAAGACCAAGAAAAGAGAGCCAUCCCAGCAGAGGCAGAGCCAACUGCAAAGGAAAGCGAGGCCCACAAGGACGCCGAGGAUAAGGCCCUGACCAGGGCGGCCGGCAAUGCAGGCGAUGCAGGCGAUGCGGGCGAUGCCGGCAAUGACCGCGAGGUGGUCGGGGAGCACAAAGUGGUCGGAGCGCAAGAGGUGGUCGGGGCACAGGAGCUGCCCGGGGCAGAUGAGGCGGACGAGGUGCACGGGGCGGGCGAGGCCCCGCGCGAUGUCGAGCCCGGGCGCGGCAGGAGGAAGACCCCGCGGAAGCACUACUCCUUCACCGAGGCCACCGAAAACCUGCACCACGGGCUGCCCACCUCCUGCAGGCAGGUUUCGGGCAGCCCGCACUGCCGCUGCCGCCACGACAUGGGCAAGCACCGCAGCGAGCAGGAGCUGCGGCUGGAGCCUGCCGGCUACGAGCCCUCGUUCGGCAAGGGGGCCGGGGCCAGGGCCAGGGCCAGGGCCAGGGCGACGGCAUUCCGCGACAGAAAGAGCAGCCUCAUGGAGGAGCUGUUCGGCGCGGGCUUCGCGGGCAGGGCGGGCUCCAGCGACAGCGAGGCAGUCAGCAAGUCCCCGCAGACGGGGCCCCAGGCCUCUGCCGGCAACGCCUUCGGGGACUCUAGAGCCACCGUGGCGGGGUCCAUCCAGGCCUCGCCCACCGAAGCCAACAGGAAGACUGUUGUUUAAAUGCAGCAGUCACCUGAUACAUUCUGGUUUAUAUACUAGUUAUGUGCCUUUAAUCUUAUUUACCAUGUGAGGGCUUACAUAGUGUCUGUUUUAGUACUUGGGUGGACUGUGGGUAAUUUGCGUGAUUUCUAUCUAAUAAAAAAAUCCACUGUACCUUGGAUGUCAUAUGGUAACAUUUUAAAUACAAAUCUACAUCUUUAUUAUGAAGGCGGAACAUGCAUGUCCACUCUUUUUAGGAAGAUUGGGUUUAUUACAUAGCCCGGAGAUCUGGGACUCAGCGAUUCUUGGCCAGCCUAAGGCGCAUAAAUUCUGCCAGCAAGGCUGCUGGCCGGCACAACUGCACGGAAGAGGUACUGAUCAGCAAGACGGAAGGCCAGCAGACACAACGACAGUACAAGGAUUCAAGCUUGGCCUCGUGAGUCAUGUCUGGUGGUCUCUUGCUCAGCUGAACUGAAAGCAUCUAAGUGGCCUGCCUUUGUGUGCCCCUGCGCCUGUAUAGAAGUCUGUAUUUUUUUGUUAUUGUUGAGAUUUAUUAUUUUUUGUUACACAAUGACCGUUUCUCUUAAUCUUGUUCUAAAAAUAACUGCAUGUUCAAUCUGGCUGCUCAGGUCUAAUUCUAACAGUAUUCUGUUGGGACUAUAAAGGGUCUGUAUUCCCAGUCUA
Molecule: messenger RNA, 3164 nt
Organism: Mus musculus (house mouse)
Lineage: Eukaryota; Metazoa; Chordata; Mammalia; Rodentia; Muridae
Gene: Lca5l
Product: Leber congenital amaurosis 5-like
Exons: 11
Coding region: 294-2501 (735 amino acids)
Source: RefSeq, marked validated